Molecule: messenger RNA, 3020 nt
Organism: Dalotia coriaria
Lineage: Eukaryota; Metazoa; Arthropoda; Insecta; Coleoptera; Staphylinidae
Gene: Snx27
Product: sorting nexin 27
Exons: 7
Coding region: 19-1653 (544 amino acids)
Biological process (GO): signal transduction; endocytic recycling; intracellular protein transport
Cellular component (GO): early endosome
Molecular function (GO): protein binding; phosphatidylinositol-3-phosphate binding
Source: RefSeq, a predicted model, not a curated record
AAGUGUCAACGCGUGAACAUGGCCGACGGCGCGACCGACGGCCAGCCGCACCACCAACAACACCGCCAUCCGCAGGACGCACGCCGCCAGCCACCGCCACAGCCGCAUCAGCCGCAGCCGGUGCAGUCGCAGCGAGUGCAGUGCAACGCGUCCGCCACGAUGCGCGUGGCGAGCAACGGGCCGCGUGUCGUCACCAUCAACAAAACUGAGACGGGGUUCGGUUUCAACGUGCGCGGCCAGGUGAGCGAGGGCGGCCAGCUACGCAGCAUCAACGGAGAACUUUACGCCCCCCUGCAGCAUGUCAGCGCUGUCUUGGACCAAGGCGCUGCCGAGCAAGCCGGAAUCCGCAAGGGCGAUCGCAUUCUCGAAGUGAAUAGUGUGAAUGUCGAGGGUGCUACGCACAAACAAGUCGUCGAUCUUAUCAAAUCCGGUGGAGAUGUUCUCACACUUACUGUUAUCUCAGUUACGCAGCAGGAAGCCGAAAGGCUGGAGCCGUCCGAAGAGCACCAGGGCUAUACGUACAUGGACUACAGCGAGAAGCGCUCGCUGCCCAUCUCGAUACCCGACUACAAUUACAAUGAACGCGGCGGUGAGCGCUAUGUCGCCUUCAAUAUCUACAUGGCGGGGCGGCAUCUGUGCUCGCGGCGCUAUCGUGAAUUUGACCAGCUGCAUCAGGACCUCAAGAAGGAGUUUGUCGGGUUUACGUUCCCGAAGCUGCCGGGAAAGUGGCCGUUUAAUCUCAGCGAGCAGCAGCUGGAUGCACGCCGUCGUGGGUUAGAGCAGUAUCUUGAGAAGGUGUGCGCCAUCAAGGUUAUUGCGGAAAGCGAUGUCAUGCAGGAGUUUCUUACUGAUCAUGAUGAUGAGUCGAAUAGCAAUCCUGUUGAUUUAAAGGUUUUGUUGCCAGACCGUGAAGUAAUUACGGUAACUGUGAAGAAGAGCGCGAAUGCAGAUGAGGUUUAUGCGGCUGUAGUGAAGAAAGUGGGAAUGAACAAGCAGAUUGCCAAAUAUUUUUAUUUAUUUGAAAUUGUCGAAUAUAAUUUUGAGCGGAAAUUGUUGCCUUCUGAUUACCCGCACAAUUUCUACAUUCAAAACUACACCACAGCGACCAGUACCUGUUUGUGCAUCCGGAAAUGGCUGUUUUCCAUCCCUAAAGAAUUAACGUUGAUGUCGGAUGCUCUCGCUACUUCAUACAUCUUUUGGCAGGCUGUGGAUGAAGUAAAUCGCGGUUAUAUCCAAGCCGGCGAACGCCUCUAUCAGUUGAAAGCCCUCCAGGAUCAAACACGCGCCACCGAAUAUCUGCGACUGGCGCGUGAGCUUGCCGGCUACGGCGAGGUGGUGUUCCCGCACUGUGGAUGUGAUUCGCGAAAAGGUGGCCACGUUAUUGUCAGUGUGGGCACGGUAGGCAUCAAACUACACGCGUGUCGCGAAGAUGGCACUCUCGAAAGUCAGGUGGUCGAGCUCGCUUGGGACUCAGUCGCACAAUGGGAAGUCGACGACGAGGCGAUGGCGUUCUGCCUAAAAUAUAAUCGCGCUGAUAAAGCGCCGAGAUGGGUUAAAGUGUUUACGCCUCAUUACCUGUACUUGAUGGACUGCUGCGAACGAAUAAUGGAAGAAAGCAAGUGGGUCGACACCGGCGAGAGAAUAGGCAACUGAAUAGCAUAAGAAUCUCGCGUAACGCGCGCUCUAAAUCACAUACUUCACUCCUCACCUAGUUAGGGCAUACACUUUUCUCCCCUUCAGAGGGAUGCCAAUGAUUGUAUAUUGUUAUCGAUAAAGACAAGAGAAAAACGAAGGUAAUAAUGAACAGAACACAGAAGACGAUGGUCUGUUUCACGUAGAUUGUAAUGUUUAAUUGUAUAUCAUGUCAUUUCCACUACGAUUGCUAAGACAUUUCGGACAUAACGCAAUUUUUCAAACCCACUUCGGUAACGAGGUGAAAUUCUAAGACUAAGAAUGUGUUACUAGUGUGUGGUAGUUACUGGUUAAUAGUUAGCACAAGUAUUAUCUCCUCUACUUGAAAAUUGUUUAUUUGUUUGAUUGUUUUUCAUGCAACUUAAGUGUUACUUGUGAUAGAAAUAUUUAAAUUGAUUGGAUAUUCUAACAAUGGGGAGGAAGAGAACACACACACACUAAGCAAAGUAAUUAAAUUUAAUGAAAAAGAACUUUAUUAUAUAGGUAAAUAAAUUGUGUACAAUUGUGUAAUGUUGUACAUGAACAGAUAGGCGUAAAAUUAUCAAGCAUACUAUAUUGUAAGCAUAACUAUUAGGUGUUAGAAAUCAUUCAUAUAUGUUUAACAAUGCAAACAAGAUACACAAAACAAAGAGAUUCUGUAAAGUAUUAGCAAAACUGGAACGGGAGAAUUCCGGAGGAACGUUACGUCAUAUAUUCUAUUAAGUUUUAUUAUAAUUUUGCUCAAGAGAAAUGCGUGCGACGAGUAGACUCACGCGAGGCGCUAUUUAUGCAGUAAUUAGAUAAAUGUAAUGUAAUGUACUGAAAGUACAGAGCUGUGCGAAAGUCGAGUGAUGCGAUUGUCGAUAGCAGGACACUGCCAUAGUAUUGUAAUUAAUAAAGCGCGCUUGUGCGCUAGGCGGAAGGAUCGUGAUUGACCCGAGAGCAAUCAUCACAAUGUGCUGCGUCCACCUGGCACAUACACAUUGGACAUAUUAACAUUCACACAACACACACACAAACACCAUGCAUUAAUUGAUUAGUGAAUAAUUUUGCCGCCUUUUUUGCGAUUGGUUGCGCAUAAUCAAACCGAGUGUAAGAGACGUCGUGCAAACAAAUGCAAUAUAGAGUAAAUUAAGUACUUCUCGAUUCGUACACAUGUACAUACAUAAUCUGGCAUUUGGUUGGGAAAGCGUCGUUGCGCCGGCGAUAAACUACCUGAUGAUACAUGGUGUCUUAAAAAACGAUUUUCGCAUUUUUGUUGUUAAGUUUCGAGAAUGAAAAUGUUUAUUGUGAUAUUUAUCCCUUAUAGCUUUACAUUACAAUAAAUGAUAACUAUUGUAAAACUCUAA